Rhinichthys klamathensis goyatoka is the source of this 2494-nucleotide messenger RNA. RefSeq lists its product as uncharacterized. NCBI's taxonomy places the organism in Eukaryota, Metazoa, Chordata, Actinopteri, Cypriniformes, Leuciscidae. The record is from RefSeq and is a predicted model, not a curated record. Gene Ontology annotation, molecular function: mRNA binding. The transcript is spliced from 2 exons. The coding region runs from base 216 to 1211 and encodes 331 amino acids. Gene Ontology annotation, cellular component: cytosol.
UAGGAGGCGCUAACUCUAGGCGCCUUACUCACCGCGCAUGUGACCCUCCCCCAACCUCAAACGAGGCACUGAUUCCGUCAGCACACAUUAUCAGUGAGCAUAGCUCAUGUCUUCGAUAUAGUUGCAUGUUGAAGGAACUUCAUUGUUUGAGACUUUGCACGUGCAAAUCAACCAAAGACUGAUUCCAAAACACACUGCUGUUUUUCCUGUCCAAAAUGGUGAAGAUAUUUGUUGGCAAUGUAGCUUCAGCAACCACCGAAGACGAGCUCCGUGCUUUGUUCGAGAAGUAUGGCCCUGUGUCUGACUGUGAUAUUCUGAAAAACUAUGGCUUCGUGCACAUGGAUGAGGAAGAGGCGGCGCAAAAGGCCGUCUCUGCUUUGCACAAGCACGAGGUCAACGGCUCUCGCAUCACCGUCGAGUAUGCCACCACCAAGGUACGCAAUGCCACCAAGAUCUACGUGGGCAAUGUUCCUGAAGGCGUCACCGCCGCCAAAAUCAAGGAGCUCUUCCAGCCGUUUGGCAAGGUUGUGGAGUGCGAUAUUGUGAAGAAUUACGCAUUCGUUCACAUGCAGAGGGAAAGCGAGGCUCUGGAGGCCAUUUCAGAGCUUAACCACUCCAAAUUGGAGGGCCAAAAGAUCUUUGUGUCCCUCUCCCGCAGUAACCCAUCCAGAAACGGCCGAGAGGAGGACUAUUAUCCUCCUCCCCCCCCGCAUCACUAUCCACCUCACCCACACCAUCCUCACUUUCUCCCCCCACGCCCGCCGCCCCGUGACUACUAUCCGCCUCGUGGCCGACUUCCACCACCUCCUCUCCCACCGCCGCCGCCCCGCGCCUACUACGAGCGAGAUGUGUAUGAGAGGGGCCCUCGCCACGACCCGUACGCUGCCCCAUCCCCGCGUUUUUACGAACGGGAUCCAUAUGAACGGCGCCUUCCGCCCCCUCAGCGACCAGUCACACCUCCUCUCGCCGGGCGCUACUACCGUGAGCGCAGCCCUCUCGGCGGUCGCCGCUCUCUCCUGCCUCCGCCUCCCCCUCCACCCUCUUCUGCCGGCUUCGCCCGUGGUUUCGCCCGCAAUGGCGCUAGCUCAGCACCCCCUCCCCCUUCCGCCGCUCCUUCCUCCCACUAUCAUCGCUACUCUCUCGGCUCAGGCUUUGAUAAGGAUGAUUAUUUGGAGGACAAGUACAGCAAUGGCUUCAGCCGUAGCUACUAAGCAAUGAAGUUUGUCCGUCCCUUUUUUAUUAUCGAGGAGCCAAGUAAUCUAAGAGGGGCGUAACUUCAGGGAGUUAGGGGUGAAUUUUUUGUAAUAUUCUGUGAUCGUUGUAGCUAUUUUAGAUAACGGGUUAAUCAGCUAAUACUGUACUCAUUUAACUAAUAGAUUUACGUCCGCCCGAUGAAGGAACGGCAAAUAGGAAGUUAAAUACACCUGUUUCAGAGUUUUAUAGCAUGUUAUGUUGUACUAUAUAUGCCAGCCAUAUCGGUUUGAGUAUUUUCUUAAAUUUCGGGGUUUUUUUUGGCAUAUCACAUUUUUAGUUCAUUUUACUCUGGCAUGCACUAAAUACAAAAGAUCGCUUGAAUAUAUAUAUUUUUUGCAUUGAUAUUUCAACAUGCAUAGCCUACCCAACAGGAAAUUGAUCGUGUUUACCUGUUUUUUUUCUGUUUAGUAUUUAGGAAUAUUCAAGUGUUGUCAUUGUCUUUUGCAUGAGUCGGGCAAGUUAAUUUGGAGAUAUUUUGAAUUUUCAUCAUUGGUCUUCGUAACUAAAUUAUAGUAAUUCUGUCUCUUUUUUUUUUAAUUUCUGCUCUGGACUACCUUUAUGUUGGCAAAUUAACUUGCUAUGUUGUUAGAAGUAAUGCUGGAUGUAAGUGAGACCAGUGGGAAGGAACAGAGAGGAAAUGGGUAAAGAGGUGGUUGUGGGCGGAGCUGUAUGCUUUAACUGACUGAUCAACCAAUCACAUCCUACCGGCUAACCGAGCACAUCGCAUCCACCAGCCGCUCAACUUUCGGAUCCGCCGCCGCAUCCUAGGACCAUCGGUCAAAGGAAACGAAUGACCGACCAGCCGCCGACCGCCUAAUAAAUUAAAAACAACGCUGAAUCAAUUCUACACUGUAUUUCGAGAUCACGCUGUAUUAGACAAAUAGCUGAUUUGCCGACUCCGCAGACUCAGAGAACGUUUUUAAAGAUUAGAGACUUAUUUUGGCAUCACAUUAUAAUGCUUGUGAUUGAAAAUAUUACUGAAUUCUCAACAUUGUUUCCUGUCCUACUUGUACUACUGCUGUUUGCCUAUUGUUAGCGUACACUUCUGUUUAAAAUGUACGUUUGUAAAAAGCCUGUUUUCUCGACUGUUUAUCCGAAACCGCUCUCUUUAUCAUAUUGUCCACUCGAGCAGGUUCGAAACUUAUGCUUGUUUUGAUUUAACCCUAUGAAAACAGAUUCAUGUUCUACCAGUCGCUGUCAUCUUGCCGCCUGAAUAAAAUUUCGACUGACUUAGACGCAA